Messenger RNA from Olea europaea var. sylvestris, 537 nucleotides. RefSeq lists its product as uncharacterized. The record is from RefSeq and is a predicted model, not a curated record. NCBI's taxonomy places the organism in Eukaryota, Viridiplantae, Streptophyta, Magnoliopsida, Lamiales, Oleaceae. The coding region runs from base 1 to 537 and encodes 178 amino acids. The transcript has 3 exons.
AUGAAAAAAGACACCCAGGAAUAUGUCAAGAAGUGUGACAAGUGCCAGAGAUUCGGCAAUAUCAUCCACUCUCCCGCAGAUGACCUCACAGCAUUAGUUGCACGGCCCCGUUUGAGCAGUGGGGAAUUGAUAUCCUUGGUCGAGCCUUUAGCAACAAUUUCAGAGCCUAAGUUGAGAACUUUCUUUUGGAGAACAUCCCACAGAACCGCUACGGGGGAAACCCCCUUCAUGUUGGCUUUCGGUAUUGAGGCCACCAUCCCUAUUGAAAUCAGGUUGCCCAGCCAAAGAAGACUUGAGCCUGAUGAUGAAGGACGCACCACUGAACACCUCGACCUCUUGGAAAAAGUCCGUGAUCGGGCAGCUUUAAAAAUGACCUCUUACCAAGAUAAAACAACAAAGUAUUUCAAUAAAAAAGUGAGAGCGCGGAGAUUCAGAGCCGGAGACCUUGUGUUAAGAGGGACCCAAGCAACAGGUCCUGCCCCGGGCAAGCUAGGACCAGUUUGGGAAGGGCCUUUCGAAAUCAUACGACAACUUUAA